AUGCCACUUGUUAAGCCUCUCUAUUCCGAAGAGAAGCGACGUCUUGAGCCCUCGGUGUUGGCAUGCAUCCAUGAACACGUGGAACACGAGGAAUAUUUGGGAACCCCAUCUUCGUUGAAGCGUCAGAUGUCUAUGAAAGAACUGUUAUUUCUGCUUUCGAUGUCAUUUAGUUACGCGUUGUGCUUUAACACGCUGAACAAUAUAGUGAUUCCAAAAUCCGUUGGCCGCUUUGGUGACAAUAAGCAAAGUCUCUGGCUGGGUUUGCUCAUGGUGCUUGGGGCAUUCUGUCAGAUGUCAGCGCCACUUGUUGGGGCAUACAGUGACCGUGUGGGCAGCCGAGCUCCUUUUUUAGUGUGCGGUUCCGCUGUGACAGUUAUGGGGCUUUUUAUGUUUAUUAUUGUGGAACUGACGGAUAGGUUGAUAAUACUUUGCCUUGCGCAGGUAAUCUCAACCGUGGGCCUCUCUGUCGUUUAUAGUAUGGUGAUGGCGUUGCUAACCGACUACGUUCUUGAGGAGCAGACUGGAAAAGGAAGUGGGGCAAUGGCUCUUCUUGCCCUCACCGGUAGCGGUGUGGGGUAUGCCAUGUUGGCGGUGGAUGUGCCAGUCACGUACUGCCUCUGUAGUUACGUGGUUGUCACGCUCCUUUGCUUGGCACUGACGUUGAAUUCCAUUCCAAUCGUAGAGACAAUGCGACAGACACAACAGCCUGUCCGUUUUUGCGACACGUUGACGGUGGCAUUCACGAUGCCUUCCUUUCGCAUAUUCCCCGAUUUUUUUCUUGCGUGUCUAGGGCGGGCGUUGUUUAACAGUGGACUGGCGUCGCAGGUAUACCUUGUUUUCUUUCUGCGGGAUGUUUUUCUGUCGAAGAACCCCGUACGCAUUACUUCAGCCUUGUCGAUCGCGGCACUAGCGGGUGGGUUUUUGGGCGCCAUUCCUAGCGGCGUCUUCUCUGACCGCAUUGGGCGGAAGCCUGUUGUCUACGCCGCUCUUUUUUUGUGUGCCAUGUCGCUUGUACUUCUUCUGCUUCUGCGUGACAUAAAAUUCCUUUACGCGGUGGGAUUUCUGCACGGCUUUGGCAGUGCCUCUUACCUUUCCGUGGACCACGCACUCGGCAUCUUGACGCUCCCGCGUAAGUGUGGUUUUCCCAUCGAUGCCGCGAAGGACCUGGGCCUCUUCGCCACGAGUGCAACCUUCGGGACACUUGUGGGCCAGGUGGCGUACGGCACCCUGCUCCAGGCCUUCGUGGGGUACACCGAGGCUGGGGCGGUGCGAUAUAGCUACUUUGGGUUUCUUGUGAUCUUUACUCUUGCGGCUGUUGCGUUCGUACUGAGUGGCACUACCGUGGUAUUCAUUCGCGUUAAGUGA
This is a messenger RNA of Trypanosoma conorhini, 1365 nucleotides long. Its product is annotated as arabinose efflux permease family protein. Gene Ontology annotation, cellular component: membrane. Lineage: Eukaryota; Euglenozoa; Kinetoplastea; Trypanosomatida; Trypanosomatidae. Gene Ontology annotation, biological process: transmembrane transport. The transcript has a single exon. The coding region runs from base 1 to 1365 and encodes 454 amino acids. The record is from RefSeq and is a predicted model, not a curated record. Gene Ontology annotation, molecular function: transmembrane transporter activity.